Messenger RNA from Hevea brasiliensis (rubber tree), 384 nucleotides. Its product is annotated as zinc finger protein ZAT5-like. Gene Ontology annotation, biological process: response to stress; response to chitin. Bases 1 to 384 code for a protein of 127 amino acids. NCBI's taxonomy places the organism in Eukaryota, Viridiplantae, Streptophyta, Magnoliopsida, Malpighiales, Euphorbiaceae. The record is from RefSeq and is a predicted model, not a curated record. The transcript has a single exon.
AUGGGAGUGAUGCAAACACCCAUGAAGAAGAAGAAAAAGUUCAAAAACCUAUCAGAAUUGGUUUAUCUGAAGGAUUUUUAUGCUUUCAAGGAGGUGUUUAAUAACUUCCAAGCACUUGGGGCCCAUAUCGCAACCCACAAUAGGAAUAAAAAGAUGGAGAAGGUGCCAUUUGAUAAAUUAGGGACUAAAGAAGGUGGUGUUGGAGAUAAGGAUGGAAAGGGCUCAAGUUUAGUAGCACCACUAGUCAAUAGAGAAAAGAAAUAUAGGUGUAAUUUGUGCUCAAAAAGGUUUUUGACAGGGCAGGCACUUAGAGGUCAUAAUAACUAUCAUCGGAAGGUUGCCCGUGUUAAAGCUCAGCAAUCUCUAGGAAGUGACAUCCUCUAA